AUGAUAGAACAAAAGGAGGACUCAACAGAUUGUUUGUUUGAAAUAGAAGCCUUCAGAAUGUUCCAACUUUUCAAAAGAAAUGUGGACAAAGAAACUGGGACAAAUAUUUUAGGUUUGAGAAUUGAUAGAGGUCGAGAGUUCACAUCUACUGAGUUUAUUGAGUUGUGCUCAAAUCAUGGAAUACAUCGACAAUUCACUAAAACCUGCAGACCACAGCAAAACGAAGUGGCAGAAAGAGAAAACCACUCGGAUGAGGAGGUUUAUGUGGCACAACCUUCUGCUUAUGUGAUCAAGGGAGAUUUGGAGGAUAGAAAAAAUAACGACGACAAUAAUGGAAGUGAUGCUGCGUCUGUGAUUACGAGUUCGACUAGUGCUUGGUGUGAGACAAUGUAUAAGCUAAUUAGUUUGACGGCGCCGCCGAAUCAAAAGCCUCUGUUUCAUCUUCUUCUUCUUCGUUAUGUCAUCCUAUGUGGCUUCUCCGUCUUCCAAUUCUUGAAAAUAGUCUGUAAUCGAGGUUGCGACGACCAUUUCUAUGGGGAAAUUGGAGGUUGUGGUGAGAUUCUUGCACCGAUUUUCGGCAAUGAACAUUCGGCAGCAACUCAGUCGCUUUACUAUGUUUCUGGUUGCUUUAAGCUUGCUUUCAUGGCUACGAGUCUCGCAAUUCUUGAGGCUAUAAAGGAAGAUGAUCGAAAACUACACGGUGUGGAUUUUAAUAUCAGGAAGGGAGACAAUGGUGGAGAUGAGAGGUUAAAAAAGGUCGGCGAGUCACAGAGUCAGCUGGCAAAAGAAUAUGAUGUUGGGUUCAAAUUCAACAUGGUGAAAAUGGAACUAGCGGAGAUGAUGUGCGAGUCACUCGGGUGCGAUGGAGAUGAGUCACUAGUAGUGAAUUUUGCUUUUAAGUUGUAUCAGAUGCUCGACUAG
Molecule: messenger RNA, 921 nt
Organism: Cucurbita moschata (crookneck pumpkin)
Lineage: Eukaryota; Viridiplantae; Streptophyta; Magnoliopsida; Cucurbitales; Cucurbitaceae
Product: scarecrow-like protein 8
Exons: 4
Coding region: 1-921 (306 amino acids)
Molecular function (GO): nucleic acid binding
Source: RefSeq, a predicted model, not a curated record